Molecule: messenger RNA, 5845 nt
Organism: Ictalurus furcatus (blue catfish)
Lineage: Eukaryota; Metazoa; Chordata; Actinopteri; Siluriformes; Ictaluridae
Product: mucin-19-like
Exons: 3
Coding region: 1779-5087 (1102 amino acids)
Source: RefSeq, a predicted model, not a curated record
CAUGAGUACUGCAGAUGUGGCCAGAGCAUUAAACUGCAAUGUCUGGAAUGUAAGAUGCCUGAGACAGGAAGGACAGCUGACUGUCCUUGCAGUGGAAAAUUACAUGACCAUGUCUCCCCCACAGACACGGUAGAGAACUUGCAAAUGCCUUAGUGGAAAAGUGGGUUAACGUCUCUCAGCAAGAACUGACAAAUCUGGUGUAGUCUAUGAAUAUGAGAUGCACUGUAAUAUGCCAUACCAGAUACUGACUGACUUUGGAUAUUGAUGCCUCCCCCCUGUUCAGGGUCUCAUUAUUCCAUGUCUUUUCGUCAGAUGAAUGUGAAACUUGUUCAAUUUAUGAGUCAGCUGUUGAAUUUUUUUUUUUUAAAUUUUAAUACAAAUGUUCGCACGUUAAGAAAUUUGCUGGAAAUGAAAGCAGGUGAAUGUGAGAAGACAUUUCAUUUUUUGCUGAGUCUAUUUACAUUGGUUAUAUCACUGUACUCUUAAAGCAAACCUUGGAUUUCUACUACGAAUUAACAUGCCUUCAGGCUUCUACCUUUUAUGAAACUAUCUUUACUUUCCAAAAGGAAAAGAAAAUCUGAUGAGAUCAGACAGCAAUGUGGUCAGUAGGGAAAAGUAGAGCAAGAGAGGCAGGGGUAGCUCGGGAACAAGAAUCAGCACAAAAAUAUGCCUCCAUGAGUUGUUCAUAAUAUCAGUGAAAGUGCCUCAACUAGCAUUAACAACAUCGGGUUACAUUAGGCAGAUCUUUCACCGUAUUCAGCUAAUCGUGGCAUACAGUACAUGAUACUACAAAAAUCCAUAACACUUAUUUAGAGAUGUUUAUUUAGCAUUUAUUUAAAAUAAAUGGGUGUAAUGUUCUUUAAUAAAUAAAAAGUUGUUUGCACUGCCAAUAAGAGGAAUAAAAUACUUUGGGACGUGAUGAAAAUAAACAAUAACGUGGUGGGGUGAUGUGAUGUUCCUGUUAUCACCCCAAAGAACAGACAAACCAGACAAAUCCAGGGUCAGCAACCCAGUCCUGCUAACUCAGCAAUAUAAAUACAAAGAAAAGGCCCUAGGUCAUAGGUCAGUAAUUUAAUUACCAGUAUUCUUCAAGUUCAUGCUUACAGAUUUACACCACCUACAUGUUAAAAAGAUCAGUAGUCUUCAUGAACAGAGACCAGAGCUGUUUGUUCUGCUACCAGAAAAUACUGCACCUUUAACAGACCCCUAAAAAGUCCGGAACUGACCUCUGGUCGGGCCAGAUAUUCCAGUGUUAAAUAAAUCAUAACAUAACAUUCUGCAUGCAACUCUCAACUUCUGCUUCUCUCUGACAUUUCAAGUGUUUAAUAGCAUUUUGCAAAGCAUUUUGGUAUCUGAAGUAACACAAUGAGUGAAACUUAACUGUCAUUUUGUCUUGAGAAACCAAGACAUAUAAUACAUGGAAAUUGUUUAUAAAACUGUUUUCUGUCUCUUGAAUGAAGUUCAUGAGGCAGAAUUCCAAUAUUUACUACACAAUAUGAUCAUCAGUGUUUUGUUCAAUAUAUAUUUGCAGUAGCAUUCCGCUUUGUGCAUGCACACAAGACCAACCAAUCAGUAGUUUCACACCUGAAGAAAAGGACUUGGACCAAUGAGUCAUGUGAUAUGUGAGUAGGUAAACUUUGUCAGCUGACUUGAAUUAGUGGCUUAAAAGGGCAGGCUUUGAACGUUUGUGUUCUUUGUGUUUUGAGGUUCUAGGAGUCAUUGGUGAAGUGAUACAACGGCAGGCUCUAAGCCUUCUGGCAGUCACCAGUUGAGUCAUUAUGUGGGGUUGCACAAGGCUCUGGUUGCUCUUCAUUGCUUUACUUCACCUAAAAGAUGUAAGGGCACUUGGAGUGUGGAGUAAAAGGCCUGCACAAGAUGGGUACAGUGUUGAUGGCAAGACAUCUCUGGAUCAGCUGCAGGAAACCGCGUCCUUUCCUGAUGGAGCCCAAACUUCCACAGCCUUGAGGGAUGAAGGUGAAACCAAUGCUGGAGUUCUGCAAACUAGGAUAGAUUUAUGGACGGGCUUAUCUUCAUCGGAAGCCCUGACAAAUGGCUCUUUUGGUCAAUACAAGCCAGUGUUCCCAGGUUUUCAAGCUUUCCAAAAACAGAAUGUUGCUUCAGAAAGCAGAGGCUCGACUGUCUAUGGGCUUUCACAAGGGCUUGGCAGCCAGUAUGGUAGUUUCCAAACACAGCAAGACAAAAACCAAUUGAGCUCUGCCCCUGCUUUAACUUUGAACCAACAAGCCUCUGGCAUGUCUUCCAGCUCCCACACUGGUUCUCAAAGCACAAUUUCCGACUGGUUGUCCCUAGGACUUUCCAGACCCUAUGUUAGUUUCCAGACACAGCAAGGCACAAAUCAACUUGGCUCUGCUCCUGCAUUAACUGGAACUCAGCAGGUAAGUGGAGGUGCCACAACAGCUAAUGGUUCCUCCAGUUUAUCAAGCCCCUACGUUGGUUCUCAAAGCUCCACUGGCUAUGGGCUAUCUCAAGGGCUUGCAAGCCAGUAUGGUGGUGGUCAAUCAAGCCCUGCCCCUGCCAUUGUGACCCAACAGGCCUCUGGGAGUGCUGUCUCCAGUGGUUCUACGUCUAGUACUUCAAGCUCCUACAGUGGUUCUCAAAGCCGAGGCUCAACUGUCUAUGGACUGUCUCAAGGAUUUUCCAGGCCCUCUGGUAGUUUCCAGACACAGCAAGGCACAAAUCAACUUGGCUCUGCCCCCACAUUAACUGGAACUCGGCAGGCAACUGUAGCUGUCGCAACAGCUAAUGGCUCCUCCAGCUCAUCAAGCUCCUUCCAUGGUUCUCAACGCCGAGGCUCAACUGGCUAUGGGCCGUCCCAUGGGCUUGCAAGCCUGUAUGGUCGUGGUCAAUCAAGCUCUGCCCCUGCAUUAACAGUAUCCCAGCAGGCAAGUGAAGGUGCCACAACGGCUAAUGGUUCCUCCAGCUUAUCGAGCGCCUUCACUGGUUCUCCAAGCCCAACUGCCUACUGGCUGUUGCUUAGACUUUCCAGCCAAUAUGCUGGUUCCCAGGCACAGCAAGGCAAAAACCAGCUUGGCUCUGUGGCUGGAUUAAAUGUAAUUCAACAAGCCUCUGCAAGUCCAGUGUUGAAUGGUUCUACUUCUAGCACUUCAAGCUCCUUCCAUGGUUCUCAAAGCCGAGGCUCAACUGUCUAUGGACUGUCUCAAGGAUUUUCCAGCCCCUAUGGUAGUAUCCAGACACAGCAAGACACAAACCAACUGAGCUCUGCCCCUCCUUUAACUUUAACCCAACAAGCCUCCGGCAUGUCUUCCAGCUCCCACAAUGGUUCUCAAAGCCGAGGCUCAACUGUCUAUGGACUGUUUCAAGGAUUUUCCAGACCCUUUGGUAGUUUCCAGACACAGCAAGGCACAAAUCGGCAGACAACUGAAGCUGCCACAACAGCGAAUGGUUCCUCCACCUCCAGUUUCUCACGCUCCUUCACUAGUUCUCAAGGCCCAACUGCCUACUGGCUGGUGCUAAGACUUCCCAGCCAAUAUGCUGGUUCCCAGGCCCAGCAAGGCAUAAACCAGCUUAGCUCUGUGCCUGGAUUAAAUAUGAUUCAACAAGCCUCUGCAAGUCCAGUGUUAAAUGGUUCUACAUCUAGUACUUCAAGCUACUACAGUGGUUCUCAAGGCUCCACUGGCUAUGGACUGUUUCAAGGGCUUGGCACCCAGUAUGGUGGUCAAUCAAGCUCUGCCCCUGCCUUCGUGACCCAGCAGGCCUCUGGGAGUGCAGUGUCCAGUGGUUCUACACCUAGUACUUCAAGCUCCUUCCAUGGUUCUCCAAGCCAAAGCUCAACUGGCUAUGGGUUGUCUCAAGGGCUUGGUAGCCGCUAUAGUAGCUUUCAUACACAGCAAGACAAAAACCAACUGACCUCUGCCCCUGCUUUAACUUUGAACCAACAAGCCUCUGGCAUGUCUUUCAGCUCCCACAAUGGUUCUCAAAGCCCGUCUUCCAAUUGGCCGUCACUAGGACUUUCCAGACCCUAUGGUAGUUUCCAGAUGCAGCAAGGCACAAAUCAGCAGACAACUGAAGCUGCCACAACAGCUAAUGGUUCCUCCACCUCCAGUUUAUCAAGCCCCUACAUUGGUUCUCAAAGCUCCACUGGCUAUGGACCGUCUCAAGUGCUUGCAAGCCAGUAUGGUGGUGGUCAAUCAAGCUCUGCCCCUGCCUUCGUGACCCAGCAGGCCUCUGGGAGUGCUGUCUCCAGUGGUUCUACAUCUAGUACUUCAACCUCUUACAGUGGUUCGCAAAGCCACGGUUCAACUGUCUAUGGACUGUCUCACGGCUUUUCCAGGCCCUAUGGUAGCUUCCAAACACAGCAAGGCACAAAUCGGCAGACAACUGAAGCCGCUGCAACAGCUAAUGGCUCCUCCAGCUCAUCGAGCUCCUUCACUGGUUCUCAAAGCCCGUCUUCCAAUUGGCCUUCACUAGGAAUUUCCAGACCCUAUGUUAGUUUCCAGACACAGCAGGGCAUAAACCAGCUUGGCUCUGUGCCUGGAUUAAAUGUGAUUCAACAAGCCUCUGCAAGUGCAGCGUUAAAUGGCUCUACAUCUAGUACUUCAACCUCUUACAGUGGUUCGCAAAGCCACGGUUCAACUGUCUAUGGACUGUCUCACGGCUUUUCCAGGCCCUAUGGUAGCUUCCAAACACAGCAAGGCACAAAUCGGCAGACAACUGAAGCUGCCGCAACAGCUAAUGGCUCCUCCACCUCCAGUCUAUCAAGUUCCUACACUGGUUCCCAAAGCCAAAGUGCAACUGCCUAUGGGUCAUCUCACAGCCUUUCCAAUCUUUAUGAUGGUUUGCAUAAACGGCAUGAUGUCCAAUGGCUGAGCUCUGUCCCUGCCUUAACUGUGAACCAGCAGGCCCCUGGAAGCACCAUAACAUCCAAUGGCUCCAACACCGACGCUUCAAGUGCCUACAGUGCUCCUCAAAGCCAUAGUCUGUCUCAUGGGCUUGUUGGCAGCUCUCUCAGCGUACCGAACCAAAAUGUCCAGCAACUGGGGGCCUUCAAUCAGCUGGUUCCUUCUCCGUGGUUGGGUCAGCAAUCUUGUGAAAAGACUGUUCAGUGACUCAUCUUCCAAGAUUUCCCCCAAGCUUUUCUGGUAGUAAAAGCUCAGUGGGUCCCACCUUCCCUUGAAACCUUAUGACUUCCAGGUUACAGCUCAAAGGACUCCUGCAGUGUUCGACUUGAUGGUAAAGCAGUGUCUCUAAUUAUAGUGCUUUAUUAUAAAAUGCCUGGCUUGUCUGUCUAAAUGAUCUAUUAAAGCAUGCUUUUUGUAUUCCAUUUUUCGCCGUCUUAUUUUAGGUCUGCCUGUUCAGUGUGGUUUUGGUUAUAAAAAUGCAUUGGUUCUGCUAACUGCAUAUAAAUACUUAAAUUUGAGAAACUUUUGAAAGGUUUUGAAAAGACUGGCAAUAGUCCAGACUUUAUCUUAAUAACCAAUUUGGUUGAUCAGAUCACACAUUCAUGGUUUUUUGAAUGCCUCUAAUGGGUACUUGCAACCAUUUUGUCAGUGGCAGGAUUGCUACUCUGCCCAAACCAAGCUAGUGUUGCUUCAAAACUUCCCCUACAACACUACCUAAUACAAACAUACCAUAUUACUUUACAAGCAAGUUAUUUAUUUUAAAAAGCUGGACUCGUGAUUUAGGUCAUUAAUGAUCAGUUAGUAUAAACUGUUGUAGUCAUGCCUACUGGGUAUUGCUUUUGACUGCUUUGCCUUGUUCUAGUUGGGCCCUGGCACUUGUAUUGGGUUUCGUUCAUUUAUUUUUGUGGGUGUAUAUACUCAUCAAAAACAAGAAACGUCCCUUUUUCAGGAGCCUGUAUUUUAAA